CAAAUGGGAUUCCGCAUUAUAAUUGCUGGGGAGACUCAAUGUUCUGCUUAUGCAGAGACGUGCCUUCUAGCGGAUUAUCUUUCACAAAAUCUUCCAAAUUUUUGUUUCCAUUGUAUUGAAAAGUCUGUUAUGGAAUGGAAAGCUUGGUUAUGUAAAGUAAACGUGAAAAAUAAAUGGCAUCAUAAAGAGUCACCUAUUGUUUGGAAAGAACUAUUGAUGAAGGGAAGUAAACCACAAUAUAUUGGAGGCGCAUCAGAUUUUUUAGAUUAUUGUUAUUCAUAUUAUAAUUUUGACGCACUAUUUUCAUCUGAGAAGUACGAUGAUUUACUUAACAAUAUCCUACAAUUUAAGAAAAAACUUCAUAUAGAAAAUAUUUUGCACAAAUUGGAUGCAGUCAAAAGGCCUACAUUAGAAGCUCCUCCUCAAAAGAAGUUUGUAAUAACUAUUUCUGGAGCCGGCCACUUAUUAGCUAUGCAUUUGAUAUCGGGCUUAGUUGAUCAUGCAAUAAUGGAGAGUGAUAAAACGAUUCACAAAAUCUAUUUGUAUGAUGAACGUUGUACUCCAUCGUUUAUGAAUUACAUUGAAAAAGAAUGUUCCUACGUCCAAACUGAUAACCCAGGAAGAGACAUAAAAUGUGUUAGUAAAAUUGGAGUUGCACUCACUAAUACGGACGUACUUAUCGUUUUGGACCACGAACCGUUCGAUGAGAGUAAACCAAUGGGAAUUUGGCUACGUGAAAAUAGAAAAAAAAUGAAAGAAUUGGCUCUUAUGAUCAAUGCUUCAGGAUCACGUAAAAUGUAUAUUAUUUUCCCCAAUUUGGGACCUGCUUGCUAUAAUGCUACAAUUCUGAGGAAUUCUGUUAAUAUUAACAAAAACAACAUAGUUGUUGCGACUUCUGACGUUGGAACGGAAAUUUUGCCAGUAGUAGCAAAAGUCGCCCAAGUGCCUAUGAGAAAUAUUUUUUGUCCUCCUGUGUGGGGAUUCAUCGGAAUAAACAAAUUAGUUGAUAUACAAACAACAAUUCAUAUGUACAACAGCUUCAAACCAUACAAAAGAUACUCGAGAGUAAAACAAUCAUCUCUGAAUAUAGGGUCUAUCACUCCCGAAAAGCGUCCUCUAGAUUACUUGAUGCGCUUUGAUGAAACUCUAUGGAUGGAAGUAGCUGAGAUGAAAAAAAAGUUUGGACAUGGACAAGCAAGAUUAAGCAAAGCCAUUGCCGUCAUUAGUUUGGUAAAUUUAUGGCUUCUAAAUCCGAGCCCUGACCAUAUAGUCUGUCUAGGCAUUUGUUGUGAUGGAUCAUUUGGAUUACACUUUGAUGGGAUAUUUUCUCAACCUGCAAGAUUCGUCGACGGACGGUGGGAACCAGCAACAGACUUUUUUAUGCCAAAGGAUCGCCAAAUGAAGUUGCCAUAUUUAAUUGAUAUGGCUAAAUUGGUAUUGGAAAUGAAUCCCGAAGAUCUACCAGAAAUUCAUCAAUAUUAUCUUUGUGGUUGUAAAAAGAAAACUUAUAAAAUUAAAGAUUAG
This is a messenger RNA of Spodoptera litura, 1524 nucleotides long. Its product is annotated as putative malate dehydrogenase 1B. Gene Ontology annotation, molecular function: malate dehydrogenase activity; oxidoreductase activity, acting on the CH-OH group of donors, NAD or NADP as acceptor. The record is from RefSeq and is a predicted model, not a curated record. Lineage: Eukaryota; Metazoa; Arthropoda; Insecta; Lepidoptera; Noctuidae. Gene Ontology annotation, biological process: malate metabolic process.